AUGACGUCUACACGCAAAUUUUGCUGCGAUGAUCUGUUUCGUUUUAAUAACGUCAACCUUGACGUGCUUACCGAGACGUACAAUAUGUCGUUCUACCUUCAGUACUUGUCUAAAUGGCCCGACUAUUUUCUGGUACAGGAGGAUCCUAACAAUACUAUUAUGGGUUACAUCAUGGGCAAGGCUGAAGGACAAGAGUUAAAUUGGCACGGACACGUAACGGCAGUGACAGUUGCUCCGGAGUUUCGGCGUCUUGGUCUUGCAAAGAAACUCAUGGACUACUUGGAAAAUGUGUCGGUAGAACUCUACAAUGGCUACUAUGUGGAUCUAUUUGUACGAGUUUCCAACUCGCUUGCCAUCAAGAUGUAUGAAAAGUUUGGGUACUCGGUCUAUAGGCGAGUGUUGGGAUAUUACUCAAGAGAUGAAGACGGGGAGGACGCAUUUGAUAUGAGGAAGGCUCUUCCCCGAGACAUUCAUAAGGUAUCGAUCAUACCUUUGCCGUAUCCGGUCACACCGGACCAGUUGUAG
Molecule: messenger RNA, 525 nt
Organism: Peronospora farinosa
Lineage: Eukaryota; Oomycota; Peronosporomycetes; Peronosporales; Peronosporaceae
Source: the annotation of a GenBank genome assembly